Molecule: messenger RNA, 2381 nt
Organism: Dendronephthya gigantea
Lineage: Eukaryota; Metazoa; Cnidaria; Anthozoa; Malacalcyonacea; Nephtheidae
Product: hexosaminidase D-like
Exons: 20
Coding region: 120-1967 (615 amino acids)
Biological process (GO): carbohydrate metabolic process
Molecular function (GO): hexosaminidase activity
Source: RefSeq, a predicted model, not a curated record
UGAUAAUGACCGACCGGACAUUAAAUAUAACCGUGAUCGUAAACCAUGGCUUCACUUCAGUGUAGAGUAACUCAUUUAUAAUAUUCCACAAGACGUACGUGCUUGAAAUUUCCAAAUUUAUGGAGACGCGCGUGAAUAAGCGUGUUGUUAUCACUACAAUCGUUGGUUUGGCUUUUGUGUUUCUCUUAUUAUCGACACGGCGAUCAAAGAAUAGUCAAUCUGAUAGUUCAUCUUUAAUUGCAGAACUGAAAGAAAAGUUGUGGAAAAAAGAAAAUGAGAUAGAUGAACUUCAAGUGAAACAUCAAGUAGAAAUAAAAGAAUUAAGAAAAUCUUUUAUUGCCAACAGUCAUAGACCCAAGCUUCCAUCUCAGCAAUCAAGAAAUAGUCAGGAUUAUGAAUCAAGUGUCAUUAAAGAACUUAGAGAAAAAUUGAGGAAAAAAGAAAAUAUAAUCAUGAACCUUCAGACACAGCAGGAUAUUAAAAUAUCAAAUGUUAGGCCAAAUCUGCACAUUAAGUCAAGGUCUUUUAACAAGCUGGUUCAUUUAGAUUUGAAAGGUUCAGCUCCAAAGAUGGAUUAUAUUUUGAAGCUGCUUUCGUUUUUCAAGUCGUGGGGAGCAACAGGAUUGUUAGUUGAAUAUGAGGAUAUGUUUCCAUACGAUGGAGAAAUCUCUGUGUUAAAAUCUCACUAUGCCUACAGUUUAAACGAAAUUACGAUGUUUCUAAAGGAGGUUCAGGCCCAACAACUGCUAUUGGUACCUUUAGUUCAGACGUUUGGACACAUGGAGUUUGUUCUUAAACACCCGAAGUUUGCCCACCUAAGACAUGUUGCAAACAUGACUACCGCUAUAGAUCCAAACAAUAGAGGUUCUCUACCGCUGGUCAAAAUGAUGGUAAAUCAAAUAGUCCGAAUGCACAAAGGCUACAUCAAGUAUUUGCAUAUUGGCGGAGAUGAGGUUUGGAGUUUGAAGGCAUGUUCUGGCUGCAAUGUUUCUGCGGCAAGUGAAGUUUAUAUGAAGCACAUGUUGCCUGUCAUUGACCAUGUUGUAUCAAAUCAAGUUACUCCAAUAUUAUGGGAUGAUAUGAUGAGAAGGUGGAAUGUUGAUGAUUUGAAAAAUAUCGCUGCUCGUGCCGUUCAGCCAAUGAUAUGGGCUUACCCAGCUCGACUUGAUAAACAUUUUCCUCCGGGAAUGUGGAACAGAUAUUCUGAAGCAUUCUCGAAAGUCUGGAUAGCAAGUGCAUUCAAAGGAGCUGACACGCCAUAUACAAACUUUGUUCCUAUACAAGAUCGCAUUGAUAAUCACAAAUCCUGGUUAAAGAUAUUAUCCAUGUUGUCCACUCAAAAUGUGAAAGUGAAUGGAAUUGCACUAACUGGAUGGAGCAGAUACGAUCACUACGCUACGAUGUGCGAGUUAUUACCUGCUGGAUUGCCAUCCUUAGCGUUAUGUUUAGCUGUUUUGAAAGAAGGCGACCUUUCAAACCAAACAUUAUGGGCUGUAUCGCAACAGCUUGGUUUUAAAUCUCCUGUUCUUUUCGAUGUUUAUGACAUUCCAAGGGAUCUUCAGGAUAGAGACGAAGGGCGUUUCCUUGGUCACAGUGUUUAUGGGCUUGUUUUAACUCUGCAGAGGGCAUACAAUGCUUUAGCAUCCGUCGAGAAACGAAUGCCUGCUUGGUUUAAUCAAAGACAGUUUGCACAAUUGAAAAUUAGUUUCUUUCAACUAACGAUAUCUUUACAAAGAAUUGAAAGUGCCACAAUGCGACUAAAAAAGUUAACAAAGCUGGUCGACAACACGUUUUCUAAAUUUUAUAAUGACGACACAAUUAAUGAAUGGAUAUGGGACAAAAUUAAAAAUAAACUGUCGCGUGCUGAAGAGCUAAAACAGCAUUUGAUGAAAAUCCGUACGGCUGCACGCGAAGCUGAACAACGAGUAUUAAAACCUGAUACUAAUCAGGUCGUUAAACGAGAAUGACAAUCCUAAUCGCUUAGUUUAUAAAUAAAUUUAGUAAUUAUUACAGGGGCUAGUAAGCAUGUACGUGCAUGGUUACUUGCAACUGUCAAUUCUAUGUAUUUAUUUGCCAACGAAGACCAUAGCUGGAGACUGAUAUUGCUAACAGGUUCAUGUUUACCUUACGUGAGGUUGGAGAGGAACAACAUCCACUCGGCACAAUAACAAUAAAACAAACGUGUUUUUUCUAGUUUUCGUGAUACUGGCUGGUAACUUUUAAUUAAAUGCAAUUAAAUCAUUUGGAUAUGGUUACAAUUUGGUUUCCCACAACAGAAAUUAUGUUCGAUUAGUUGUUCGCUGGGGGACCAGUGUGGACCAGUGUGUGUACUAUCCUGGUUAGUCGGAAUGAAUAAAGGUGGUUUGAAUAGCCAGCAACAU